Sitodiplosis mosellana (orange wheat blossom midge) is the source of this 4024-nucleotide messenger RNA. RefSeq names its product ran-binding protein 16 (gene Ranbp16). The record is from RefSeq and is a predicted model, not a curated record. Lineage: Eukaryota; Metazoa; Arthropoda; Insecta; Diptera; Cecidomyiidae. Gene Ontology annotation, biological process: protein export from nucleus. Gene Ontology annotation, cellular component: cytoplasm; nuclear pore. The transcript is spliced from 21 exons. Gene Ontology annotation, molecular function: nuclear export signal receptor activity; small GTPase binding. Bases 301 to 3636 code for a protein of 1111 amino acids.
ACAGUGUGAGUGACUUUUACCAAUACAUGCACACGCAUCGAAUGUCUAACGCGGUUUUACGGUAAGAACAUUCGGCAAAAACACCAACAAAAUUGAUAUUUUGGUGCACACAAACACAUGAACGCCGACUAAUGAGCGAAAAAUCACUAACUAUCAGAAUUGACGCGAAUUUUUAUUUCACAAAUACAUAGAGCACGGGCACCUGAAAAACUGAGAGUGAGACAGAAAGAGACCAUUUCGCGAACGUAUUUUCUACUGUGGUGAUAAUUGUAGUGCCGCCGAAGCAGUCAAAAUAUCAUCAUGGACAGCACAAUGCAGGAGGUGAUUCAGCUGGAGCUGAUGUGCAAGCAAAUGUAUGAGGGAGAAAACUCCACUCGAAAUGAAGCUGAAAAGGUGUUAGUUGCAUUCCAAAACAGCCCAGACGCAUUGCCAAAAUGUCAAUUGUUGUUGGACCGUGGGCAAUCAAGCUAUUCACAAUUGCUGGCUGCAACGACGCUCACAAAACUCAUUGCGAAAAAUGCACAAGGAUUGUCACUACAAGAGAUUGUCGACAUCCGAAACUACAUUCUCAACUAUUUGGCAACCCGACCAAAUCUGGAAAAUUUUGUCAUUCAAGCCUUAGUCACUGUAUUAGCCAAGAUUACAAAAUACGGCUGGUUUUAUUGCCAUAAAGACGAAAUGGUGUUUAGGAACAUCAUCGAAGAUGUGCGGAAAUUUCUCCAGGGUUCGGUGGAACAUUGCAUGAUCGGUGUGCAGAUAUUGUCACAAUUGACUUGUGAAAUGAACCAACCGGAGGUCGAUGUGAACAUUUCGUAUAUUAAACACAGAAAGACCGUUUAUUCAUUUCGGGACACACAAUUGUAUGACAUUUACAUUCUGUCGUGUACACUCUUAAUGACGGCUCGCGACAACGCCAAAACAUUGAAUUUUAUGGACGAAAAACAGCAUGGUCUCAUCAACCAAAUACUUCGUUUGACGAAAAAUUGCUUAAGUUACGAUUUUAUUGGUACAUCCAACGAUGAAACAACGGACGAUUCUUCGACCAUACAGAUUCCGACCAAUUGGAGGCCGGCAUUCCUUGACUUGAAUUAUUUGAAUCUGUUCUUCGAUUUGUAUCACAUGUUGCCGUCGAGAUUGUCCAGUCUGGCACUCUCCACACUGGUCCAGAUCACCUCUGUGCGCCGAUCGUUGUUCAACAAUGUGGAAAGAGCGAAAUUCCUCAGCACAUUGGUUGUUAACAUUAAGAACAUUCUCGAAAACUCUCAAGGACUCAGUGAUUCAGAUAAUUACCAUGAAUUUUGCCGACUCUUAGCCCGUCUUAAGACCAAUUACCAACUAAGUGAACUUGUUGUUGUUGAGUGUUACCCCGAAGUUAUUCAACUGAUUGCGAAAUUUACCAUUCAAUCAUUGCAAAUGUGGCAGUUCGCGCCAAACAGCAUCCAUUAUCUACUGUCGCUGUGGCAACGAAUGGUUGCCUCAAUCCCAUAUGUGCGUGCUGUCGAGCCACACCAUUUGGAUGCAUAUACUCCUGAAGUGACAAAAGCGUACAUUACGUCACGCUUGGACUCAGCACGAAUCAUCGUUCGUGAUGGUUUAGAAGACCCACUAGACGACCUGGCAAUGGUUCAGCAGCAGCUAGAUCAGCUGUCAGUCAUUGUUCGAUGUGAAUACGAGCAAACGUGUAACUUUGUGAUACACACCUUUGAUCAGACGGCAAGUGAAUACCAAGAAUUACUCAACAACCCGGUCAACAAUCCUAUUGAGAUUGCGAUCCAUGAGGCACAAUUGACCUGGUUAGUUUAUAUAAUUGGAGCGGCCAUUGGCGGUCGCAUGACAUUUACCGCUAACGACGAACACGACAUCCUCGACGGGGACUUAGUUGUUAGAGUACUACAAUUGAUGAGUUUGACCGACUCACGUUUACCACAAAUUGGCUGUGAAAAGCUCGAAUUAUCGAUGAUGUCAUUUUUGGAUCAUAUUCGAAAAAUUUAUAUUAUCGAACAAAUGCAAAAGAUGAAAAUCUACAAACGUCUCUCCGAACUGUUGGGCAUCAACGAUGAACCAAUGUUGUUAAGUGUUAUCAACCGUAAAAUCAUAACCAAUCUAAAAUUCUGGGGACGUUCGGAGAUUAUUAUCCGAAAGACGUUGAAUCUUUUGAACGAACUUUCCGUUAGCUACAGUUGGGUACGGAAACUAGUCAAAUUGGAAGAAAUCCAGUUCUUGCUCAAUAAUCACACGAGUGAGCACUUUUCAUUUUUGGGUAGUAACGUUGCCAUUAGUGAAAUGAGAUGCCGUAGUAUGUUUUACACGUCACUCGGUAGAUUGUUGAUGGUUGAUUUGGGAGAGGAUGAGGAACGAUUCUACAAUUUCAUGUUACCAUUGACGAAUCAAUUCGAAUCGAUCGGAAGUGCUAUCAUGGAUACAAGCACAUAUCCAAGUGAAGAGGCGAAAAAAGCACUCAUUGGUUUGUCACGGGAUUUGCGCGGUCUUACCUUUUCUUCGAGCAAGAAGAAUGCCUACAUGAUGUUUUUCGACUGGAUUUACCCAGACUACACGCCGAUUUUAAUUCGAGCAAUAGAAUUGUGGCCACAUGAUCCACAGGUUACGACGCCAAUCCUAAAAUUGUUCGCCGAAUUGGUUCAAAAUCGAUCACAGCGUUUACAAUUUGAUAUUUCUAGUCCAAACGGUAUCUUGCUAUUUCGUGAAGCAUCAAAGGUCAUCUGUACCUAUGGUAAUCGAAUCAUGAACUUUGAUGUGCCCAAAAAUCAGUUAUACCCGAUGCGUUUGAAGGGUAUUUCGAUUUGUUUCACAAUGCUUAAAGCAGCUUUAUCAGGAAAUUACGUCAAUUUCGGUGUAUGCAAAUUAUAUGGUGACGAAACAUUGGACAAUGUACUCGAUGUAACAACCAAACUCAUCCUUACCAUUCCACAGACGGAUUUAUUGGUCUAUCCAAAAUUGUCACAAUCAUAUUUCUUGCUGCUUGAGUGUUUGGCACAAGAUCACAUGACGUUCUUAUCAACACUUGAUCCAGCAAUAUUUUUGUACAUUAUUAAGAGUAUAUCAGAGGGUUUGGCUGCUGAAGGUAUGACGAAUUUAACUUCUUCCGAUGCUACAGAUACGACAAUUUGCACCGGCUGUUGCUCCAUUUUGGACAAUAUCGUUUCGCAUAUAUUUAAGCAAUUAUCGAUCAAAGCAUUCCCGACCAAAAAAAUGCGCCGUAACGUCAUCAACCCAGACAAUGAUAUGUUUUUGAAAGUUAUUGAAAUGCAUCCAGAAAUUCUACAGGGCAUAUUAUCUACAAUCAUCAACAUCGUUAUGUUUGAAGAUUGCAAAAAUCAAUGGUCACUGUCGAGACCGUUGCUUGGAUUGAUUUUGUUGUACGAAGACUACUUCAGAUCGAUGAAGGAAAACAUAAUCCGGUCUCAGCCCAUUGACAAACAACAGACGAUAUCUCACUGGUUCGAUAAUUUAAUGGAAAAUGUUGAGCGAAAUUUGUCUAUGAAAAAUCGCGAUAAAUUCAGCCAAAACUUAUCACUCUUCCGUCGUGACGUAAACGAAACAUUAAAACAGGCCAAUUUGAAUGCAUCUAACUCCACUUCGGCUGGUGGUUCUAUCAACGACAUGAUCGUUUCAUAGUUCACGUGUUUCACUUCAGUUUCUGCUUUGAUUUCUUCUUCGUUGCGUGGGAAGAAGAAACUUUCGCCCACACUUAUUUAUAACGAAAGCAUUUGGUAGUAGAGAAGAGAAGGAUAUGGAUUCCUUAUUUUUGGCUUACUUCUAAUGUCGAGAAUCAAAUCAAAUGUUCGCAAAGAAAUAAACAAACAAACAAUAAAACAGAUUUAAAAAAAAUUGUCGCCAAACGAUCUUGUAGGACACAUUCGAUUUUCUAUUCAAAUAUACUGAUUUGAAAUGUUGAACUAAAUCAAUGUGGUCGGAAGAGGUUCUUUUAUUAAACAAGAAAAAAAAACUAUAUUUGUAUGAAUAACAUCAGUUAAUGAAUAAAUUUUUUAUUAAAAUUUGUACA